CUCGUCCCUCCUCCGAGCCCCUGUGCCGCCCCGCCGCCCGCGCGAUGUCCCCCCCAUCCGGCAGCACCCCCUCUUCGGAGCAGGGCGCCGAGGGCCACCCCCCGGCUCGCUUCGUGAUGCACUGCACCCCGAACACGCAUACCACCUACAAGCGCGUCAUCAGCGACUAUCUUUCCGACCUCUGGUCCACGGCCAGCGUCCCCGAGCAGCCGCUCAUGAACGGCGGCGAGAUUGCCGCCGGGUUCCAGGAGGCCACGCUGGCCGACGCGGCGGUGGUAUGGCGCUUCGAGCGGCCGCACCUGGGCCCGCCGACGCGGCAGUCGGCCGGGCGCGGCCCCGGGGUCGGCGGCUUCGCCAACCGCUUCGCCUCGCUGCAAUUCCUGGCCAACAAGACCACCAUGGCCGACUACUUCACAUGGUGCGAGAACAUCGAGAUCGACCUGCUGCUGGCGGCCGGGCGCCUGUCGGCCGGGGAUCUGUCCACGGCCGAGCGCUUCAGCCUCUCCUCGCGGCCGCUGUCGGUGGCGCUGCAGCCGACGACCUUCUGCCUGCCGCGUGAUGCGGCCGCCCUGAGCCGGCACCUGCACUAUGUCACCGGGCCGGAGGAUGCCGAGUCGCCCGGGGCCCCGGCCGCCGGGUCCUUCUCCGAUGCCUACAUCGCCAAGCCGCCGGACGGCUGCGGCGGCGCGGCCAUCACCCUGCUCAAGGCCCAGCGCGGGACCGUCGACCGGGACGCCGGCCAGGAGGCCGACGAGACCCUCCUCCCGCCGUCCAUCAUGUCGCUGGCCAUGUGGGCCGGGCGGGAGAAGCGCCGCCAGCUGGUGGUCCAGCGGUACCUGUCCAACCCGCGCCUGGUGUCCGGGGUGAAGUUCGACCUGCGCGUGUACGUCCUCAUUGCCGAGGUCGGCAGCCAUGACUCCGGGCGCCAGGACUUCGAGACCCGGGUGUGGAUCUACAGCGACGGGCUGGCGCGCUUCUGCACGCGGCUGUACGAGAAGCCGCGCAUCGGCGAUGCCCCGGCCGACGAGGGCACCCCCAACCCGGUGGCCCUGCACGGGUACUCCGACACGGUGUACGUGUCGGUGGCCGACGACGGCCCCUCGCUGGCCACGCACCUGUCCAACUCCAGCCGCGCCCGGCAGGAGGUCAUCAACUGCCGGAGUAUGGCCAACGAGGGGGACGACAUUGCCACCGUGCUGGAGACCAAUGGGCUGGUGGACUUGCACGCGCUCGAGAGCGUCAACCGCGCCCUCGGGGCCGAGGAGGGCAUCCUGCCGAUCGGCACCCGGGCCCUGACCCCCGGCUGCCCGAAGUGCCCGCUGCUGUCGUUGCGGCCGGCCGGCGCGGCGGCCAAGCCGGCCCCCCGGCGGGCCGAGCCCACCCGCGCCUCUGGCGCCCCCGCGGCCGGGGGCUCGCCGACCAGCCCCGGCCAGGCGCCCGGCCUGAUCACCGACCAGCAGUGGCACAGCGUGCAGAGCCUCAUCCUGCGGUCCCUGCGCCGGGCCGGCGAUUACGCCAUCCAGAACGCCAUGGCCCUGCACCCGACGCCGGAUGCCCCGAGCCAGGCGCCCGCCGGCGAGGGGCCGGCCACCGCCGCCGCCGCCGCCGCCGCCGCCGCCGCCGCCUCGGACCCCUGGUGCUGGCUCACGUCGCUCAACAGUGCCGACGGGGCCGGGUCCAAGCGCCGGUGCUAUGAGCUCCUCGGGUUCGACAUCAUGUUCGACGAGAACGACCACCCGUGGAUCCUGGAGGUGAAUGCCUCGCCCUCGCUGUCCAUCGACCUGGAGGGCAGCGACGUGGACCUGCCCUCCUCCUCCGCCGCCGCCGCCGGCGCCUCCUCCUCGACCGGCGCCCGGCCCAAGGUGGACAUCCCCUCGUCGGAUGUGGUGGUCAAGCUGCCCCUGGUCACGGACCUCCUGUCGGUCCUGGAGUAUGAGAUCGGCCGCCGGCCGACCACUGACCGCGCGCCGGCCACCCCACCGCACCCCGGGGAGACGGUCACCUGCUCGUGCUGCGGUCUGACCGACCUGCGCGUCGGCGGGUUCUCCCUCUUCCGCGUGUAGGUGUGCGCACGCUUGCCACCCGUGCCCCCCUCCGGCCAUUCCUUCCUCCGCCCCAUCCCCCUCCCCUCCUCUUCCCUGCCCUCGGGAACGCGCGCCCCCCCUCCUCGGGCAGUUUCUUUUUUCCGCUGGAGGCCGUCGCCCAAGUGCUCGAGGGUUGUUUUCCCUUCCGGUUGCGCAUGCCCCAAAGUAUGGACGCGGGGGUGGCACACCCUGCGCCCGCGGCCUUCUCUCUCUCUCUCUCU
This is a messenger RNA of Fonticula alba, 2305 nucleotides long. RefSeq lists its product as hypothetical. Gene Ontology annotation, cellular component: cilium. Gene Ontology annotation, molecular function: tubulin-glutamic acid ligase activity; tubulin binding. Gene Ontology annotation, biological process: protein polyglutamylation; microtubule cytoskeleton organization. The record is from RefSeq and is a predicted model, not a curated record. The coding region runs from base 45 to 2063 and encodes 672 amino acids. The transcript has 4 exons. NCBI's taxonomy places the organism in Eukaryota, Rotosphaerida, Fonticulaceae.